AUGUCCUCAGACCAGCAACACAUCGACCAGCUCCUAGAGCGCUAUCUCACCCUCCUCAACGAGUACACGCAACUGCGCACACAGCUCUCCACCUUCCAGGCAGACGUGUAUCACAGCAUUGCUCGGGCCAACUUCUCUGGGGAGCGGGGCAUGCGAUACGGUCAGGAUCAGUAUGACGAGAGAAUGAGAGCCAGUCGACGGGUUACCAUCACAAAUGGCGAGGACGCUAUCCCCAGAGUCACUGUAGCGAGGACAUCGGAAGAUACCACUACAGUAUCUGAAGAGUCGACUACGGUGGAGGAGGUCCAUGAGGAUACUGGGGAUGAGGACACCGAAGAAAAGGAGAGGAAGGCUAGGAAUGACGAUCCGUUGCGAUGGUUUGGCAUUCUGACGCCUAUGCCGUUGAGGGAUGCUCAACGGCAGUCUAUUAAAGUGGUGGAAGGGGUUGUUCCCCGGUUGGUGUCUGUUAAUGCGGAGAUGCAACAUGUUGAGAUUGAGGUGAGGAGAGCGAGAAAGAGGAGGGCCAAGGCGAGUGCGAAGAGUAAGGGCACUGAUGAGGGAGCUGCUGUAAUUAUGGGUCAGGAAGUAAAAGCUGGUGUAUAG
This is a messenger RNA of Pochonia chlamydosporia 170, 603 nucleotides long. RefSeq lists its product as hypothetical. The transcript has a single exon. The coding region runs from base 1 to 603 and encodes 200 amino acids. The record is from RefSeq and is a predicted model, not a curated record. Gene Ontology annotation, biological process: vacuolar proton-transporting V-type ATPase complex assembly. Gene Ontology annotation, cellular component: Vma12-Vma22 assembly complex; extrinsic component of endoplasmic reticulum membrane. NCBI's taxonomy places the organism in Eukaryota, Fungi, Ascomycota, Sordariomycetes, Hypocreales, Clavicipitaceae.